GGAAUGAACUUGCAGGAAAGAAAGUCAAUACAGUGCAAUCAAAUUUGACGGUCAAAGAAAGCGCGUGAGUGAGCGGAUGAGCGAGUGAGUGAGUGGACUGGGCACCUAUUUAUUAUUAUUAUGUAUGCACUUGAUCGCUCGAUCGAUCAACUUUUGCACUCGACAAAUAAUAAUGGAAUGAAUAAUGGCGAUCUAACCACCACCAGCAGCAGCAGCAACUUAAAAGCACAAUCAUAAUCAUGCAUCCCCUCCUCAUCAUCAUCCCCAUCCUCCUUGCCUCUUCCUCGGCGGCGGCGGCACAAUGCCAUCCCGACGACGAAGCCGGUUUACUGGGCUUCAAGUCGGGCAUCCUGUCCGACCCCUCCGGCAUGCUGUCCUCUUGGAAAAAGGGCUCCGACUGCUGCAAAUGGUUGGGCAUCACUUGCCUCUCCGGUACCCGCGUCACCGCCCUCUACCUCUCCGGCCAGCCCAACAACCGCACCACCGCCUUGUCCGGCACCAUCUCGCCCUCCCUCUCCAAGCUCUCCCACCUCGGCGGCCUCUAUCUCCUGGAUCUCAUCCAUCUCUCCGGCCCCUUCCCCACCCUCCUCUUUGCCCUGCCUGCGCUGCAGUACGUCUACAUCAACAACAACAACCUCUCUGGCCCCUUGCCCCCAGACAUCGGCGACAAGCUCGCCCGACUGGACGUGCUUAGCCUGGAGGCCAACCACUUCUCCGGCCCGAUACCCGCUUCCGUCGGUCGUCGGAUGGCUAACUUGACCCGCCUCCAACUCGGGGGCAACCGCCUCACCGGCGCCAUCCCCGCCACCAUUCAACAGCUCAGGAACCUCAACCAGCUGCGGUUGGAGCGCAACCAGCUGUCGGGGCCGGUACCGGAUUUCUUUGCCCACCUAACCCAGCUGGGAUGGAUCAACCUGUCCCACAACAGGCUCACGGGCAGCAUCCCGCCCAGCAUCUCAGCACUAGCCUCGACGCUGAGCUAUCUGGAGAUGGGGCACAACUCCCUGACGGGCCAGAUCCCAGAAUUUCUGGGGAAAUUCCGCGCCCUGGACACGCUGGAGCUGUCGUGGAACCGCCUCUCGGGAGCCGUCCCCAAAAGCUUUGCCAACCUCACCAAGAUCUUCAACCUGGAUCUGUCUCACAACCAGCUGGUGGACCCCUUCCCGCAGAUGUACGUCAGGGGCAUCGAAUCACUGGAUCUGUCGCACAACCGGUUCCACCUGGGGAGCAUCCCCCGGUGGGUCACAGCCUCCCCGAUCAUCUACUCUCUGAAGUUGGCCGGAUGCGGAAUCAAGAUGAGGCUGGAGGAGUGGAAGCCUGCCGAGACCUACUUCUACGACUACAUCGAUCUGUCGGAGAACGAGAUCACAGGGAGCCCGGUGCAGCUGGUCAACAGAACGGAGUAUCUAGUGGGGUUCUACGCAUCCAAGAACAAGCUGAGGUUCGACUUUGAGAGCAUGAGGCGAUUCCCCAAGAGCUUGAAGGAGCUGGAUUUGUCGCACAACUUGGUGUUCGGAAAGGUGCCCGGGGCGGCUUCGGCUCCAGGACUGGCAAAGCUGAAUGUCAGCUACAAUCAUCUGUGCGGGCAGCUGCCCCCAACGAGAUUUCCAAGCAGUGCAUUCGCCGGGAAUGAUUGCCUGUGUGGCCCUCCGUUGCCAAAAUGUAUGUAGCAAUAGUCGGGGGCGGACUAGGCUAUGGUCGAGCGGCUGGACUGGACUGGACUGCUCUGCACUGCACUAUCUAUAUAUGAAUAUAUAAAUAAAGACGAGAAAUAAGUCCCGCAUUGCUGGCUGAUUCGGACUCGGAUUGAUUGAUGCAUCCGGCCCAGACCAGACAAGACAGACAGAUAGAGAUGAUGAUAACUGUACUGCGGGUUUCUUGCUUGUUGAAGGGAGGGACGGAUUGUUUCCAACUAACUUACAUCAGUAAUUAUGAAUGGAUUCCCCGUUCAGAUGCACAGUUA
Molecule: messenger RNA, 1963 nt
Organism: Andrographis paniculata
Lineage: Eukaryota; Viridiplantae; Streptophyta; Magnoliopsida; Lamiales; Acanthaceae
Product: DNA damage-repair/toleration protein DRT100-like
Exons: 1
Coding region: 240-1670 (476 amino acids)
Molecular function (GO): protein binding
Source: RefSeq, a predicted model, not a curated record